GCGAGAAAGCCUGCAGGGAGGGGUCGAGAGCGGGGAGAGGGCGGAGUCGCGGCCGCCUCCGCCUCCUCCCCCGCCCCCUGCGGGAGGCCGAGGGCGGGGCUGUUGCCGAUCUGGACGUUCGGGCCAGUCUGGGGAGAGUAUGAGCCGAGCUCCGGCCGCGGUGCGCCCGGGCUUCGGGGGCGAAGGCGCCGCCGCCUUCUGAGUCGCUGCGGCCGCCCGCGAGGCCCGGCGCGCGGAUGGUGCCGGUGCGGCUCGGGGGCUGAUCGCACGUCCCCUCUCCCGGCCCCUCCCCGCGCGGUGGGCUCCCCUCCCACCCGGCGGCGGAGCCAUGUCUCGGGGGUGGCUCCUGCCCACACCUGUUGUGGGACGUGAGGAAAAGGUCCCUCGGGCUGGAGGACCCGGCCCGGCUGCGGAGCCGCUACCUGGGAAGAAGAGAAUUUAUCCAAAGAUUAAAACUUGAAGCAACCCUGAAUGUGCAUGAUGGCUGUGUUAAUACAAUCUGUUGGAAUGAGACUGGAGAGUAUAUUUUAUCUGGCUCAGAUGACACCAAGUUAGUAAUUAGUAAUCCUUACAGCAGAAAGGUUUUGACGACAAUUCGUUCAGGGCACCGAGCAAAUAUCUUCAGCGCAAAGUUCUUACCAUGCACAAAUGAUAAGCAGAUUAUCUCCUGCUCUGGAGAUGGAGUAAUAUAUUAUACCAAUGUUGAGCAAGAUGCAGAAACUAACAGACAAUGCCAAUUUACGUGCCAUUAUGGAACUACCUAUGAGAUUAUGACUGUACCCAAUGACCCGCAUACUUUCCUCUCUUGUGGUGAAGACGGAACUGUUAGGUGGUUUGAUACGCGCAUCAAAACUAGCUGCACAAAAGAAGAUUGCAAAGAUGAUAUUCUAAUUAACUGCCGACGUGCUGCUACUUCUGUAGCGAUUUGUCCGCCAAUACCAUAUUACCUUGCUGUGGGUUGUUCUGAUAGCUCAGUCCGAAUAUAUGAUCGGAGAAUGCUGGGCACAAGAGCUACAGGAAAUUAUGCAGGCCGGGGGACUGCUGGAAUGGUUGCCCGUUUUCUCCCUUCUCAUCUUAACAACAAGUCCUGCAGGGUGACGUCUCUGUGUUACAGUGAAGACGGUCAGGAGAUUCUCGUUAGCUACUCUUCAGAUUAUAUCUACCUUUUUGACCCCAAAGAUGACACCGCACGAGAACUUCGAACUCCUGCAGAAGAGAGAAGGGAAGAGUUACGGCAGCCUCCGGUGAAGCGCUUGAGGCUUCGUGGUGACUGGUCAGAUACUGGACCCCGAGCCAGGCCGGAGAGUGAACGAGAGCGAGAUGGAGAGCAAAGUCCCAAUGUGUCACUGAUGCAGAGAAUGUCUGACAUGUUAUCAAGGUGGUUUGAAGAAGCAAGUGAGGUUGCACAAAGCAAUAGAGGACGAGGAAGAUCUCGACCCACAGGUGGGACGAGUCAGUCAGAUGUUUCGACUCUUCCUACGGUCCCGUCAGGCACUGGUUUGGAAGCGGGUGACACUGUGAUGGAAGUAGACACUUCAGCUGAGCAGUUGCUACAACCUUCCACGUCCUCCAUGGUCCACUCCACAGCAUCUCCUCCAGGAAGCCCACCUUCUACUUCUCUGCUGUCCUCUCCAGACAGUGAGCACAGGUCGUCUGCCGAGGCGUCUGGACAGCACACACACCAUCAGUCUGAAUUUUUAAGGGGGCCUGAGAUAGCUUUGCUCCGUAAGCGGCUGUACCAACUGAGGCUUAAGAAGGCUGAGCAGCAGAGGCAGCAGGAGCUGGCUGCGCCUUCCACUUCCGGUCAGGCUUCCCAUGAGGGCCCCGCCCAAGACCCUCAUGCUGCAGAUUCUCCUUCUUCUGUGGUUAACAAACAGCUCGGAUCCAUGUCACUUGACGAGCAACAGGAUAACAAUAAUGAAAAGCUGAGCCCCAAACCAGGGACAGGUGAACCAGUUUUAAGUUUGCACUACAGCACAGAAGGAACAACUACAAGCACAAUAAAACUGAACUUUACAGAUGAAUGGAGCAGUACAUCCUCCAGUUCUAGAGGGAAUGGGACCCACAGCAAACCGGAGGGUCAGGAGGAGUCCCUGGUCCCACAGAGCUCGGAGCCGCCUCCAGCAGGAGAUAGCGAGACAGAAGCUCCUGAAGAAUCCUCAGAGGAUGUGAACACGUCCCAGGAAGGUGCAUCUGCAGAAAGCACAGUUCAGAGCCAAGUAGACACAGCACAUUCAGACAAGUUCUCAUCUGAGCCGUCAGAUUCCAGCUCAGGAGAAAGGAACGACUUCAAUCCUGAUAGUCCUUGUGGGGUUCCAGAAGACACCGCUUUGUCUGAGAAAGGCUGGGAACCAGGGACUUCGGAUCAAACCAGUGCUGACAGCACUGCCCAUCUCAGCAGCCCUGAUGCUGAGCCCAAGACACAGACGGAAGCUGUGGGGCCCGUGCCGCCCGAGGAAACAUCAGCCACAGACUCUGCUCUCCAGGACACCGAUGACAGUGACGAUGACCCAGUCCUGAUCCCAGGUGCCAGGUAUCGAGCAGGACCUGGUGACAGACGCUCUGCUGUUGCCCGCAUUCAGGAGUUCUUCAGGCGGAGGAAAGAAAGGAAGGAAAUGGAAGAACUGGACACUCUGAACAUUAGAAGGCCACUAGUGAAGAUGGUUUAUAAGGGCCAUCGCAACUCCAGGACAAUGAUAAAAGAAGCCAAUUUCUGGGGUGCUAACUUUGUGAUGAGUGGUUCUGACUGCGGCCAUAUAUUCAUCUGGGAUCGUCACACCGCUGAGCAUUUAAUGCUUCUGGAGGCUGACAAUCACGUGGUGAAUUGCCUGCAGCCACAUCCAUUUGACCCAAUUCUAGCCUCGUCUGGCAUAGAUUAUGACAUCAAGAUCUGGUCACCACUGGAGGAGUCAAGGAUUUUUAACCGAAAACUUGCUGAUGAAGUGAUCACUCGGAAUGAGCUCAUGCUGGAGGAGACGAGGAACACCAUCACAGUGCCCGCCUCCUUCAUGCUCCGCAUGCUGGCCUCCCUGAACCACAUCCGGGCCGACCGGUUGGAGGGUGACCGAUCAGAAGGCUCCGGUCAGGAGAAUGAAAACGAGGAUGAGGAAUAAUCAACUCUGAGUGGCCAGCACUUGGGAGGUUUUGAUAUUUGUACAAGACACUUAUAUUUUUUUCUUUACAGAGCUUCAGUGCAAUUUUAAGGUUGUGGUUUUUGGAGUUUUCCCUUUUGCGGGGGAUAACCUGACAUUGGUGUGGAGUGAUUGUGUGCAUGAACUGGGGAGAGUGUGUGAAAUAAAACUAGCAGAAUGUUUUAAACCCUAGUUGCCAUGUAUGAGGAGUGCUAGCAACGAAAGUGCAAUACUGCCACUCUCCACCCGGGGGAGCUUGGAUCAACGUUGAAGAGCAGUUCUCAUGGUAGAGACAAUGUUGGUUCAAAUAAAUUUCUACACUUGCCAUUUGCAUGUUUGUUGCUUUCUAAUUAAAGAAGCUGGUUGUUGUAAGA
Molecule: messenger RNA, 3505 nt
Organism: Myotis lucifugus (little brown bat)
Lineage: Eukaryota; Metazoa; Chordata; Mammalia; Chiroptera; Vespertilionidae
Gene: DCAF6
Product: DDB1 and CUL4 associated factor 6
Exons: 21
Coding region: 771-3113 (780 amino acids)
Biological process (GO): positive regulation of transcription by RNA polymerase II
Cellular component (GO): cytoplasm; Cul4-RING E3 ubiquitin ligase complex
Molecular function (GO): protein binding
Source: RefSeq, a predicted model, not a curated record